GGCCUGGAAGUAAUAAUUUCACAAUUGUCACAGCUUCAAAUGCCGAAUAUUUUGAUACACUCAAAAAAAUUCUGUAUCUUCUCAAAAACAAAUUUGGAUGUUCUCAAAAAAUUAUUGGAUAUGAUCUUGGGGGUAUUAGUGAAAACAAAACUAUGCAUUUAA
Meloidogyne enterolobii is the source of this 162-nucleotide messenger RNA. Lineage: Eukaryota; Metazoa; Nematoda; Chromadorea; Rhabditida; Meloidogynidae. The record is from the annotation of a GenBank genome assembly.